Messenger RNA from Alnus glutinosa, 706 nucleotides. RefSeq names its product crocetin glucosyltransferase, chloroplastic-like. Lineage: Eukaryota; Viridiplantae; Streptophyta; Magnoliopsida; Fagales; Betulaceae. Gene Ontology annotation, molecular function: UDP-glycosyltransferase activity. The transcript has a single exon. The record is from RefSeq and is a predicted model, not a curated record. The coding region runs from base 262 to 642 and encodes 126 amino acids.
UUUCAAGUGUGGGUUCAGAUAGAUUCGCCUUAAUCUAUGUCUAUUUUAUUUCUGUAAUCGUCUCGUGUGGCCUUUUGAGAGAAUUGGAUUACUUGUGUGACUUAUUUUUUACCUAUUCUAAUUAUUCCAUCCGAUACUUGUUUUGGAGGAGAUAUUUUCCAAAGCUCCAAGGAUCACUACAUCGAAUGGCUCAACUCUAAGCCCAAAUCAUCCGUUAUUUACGUGUCGUUCGGGAGCUUGUUGGUGUUAGCCAAGCAACAGAUGGAAGAGAUUGCAUGUGGAUUGUUGGAUUGUGGGCGCCCCUCCUUGUGGGUCAUAAGAGCUAAGGAAAAUGGAGAAGAAGAGAAGGAAGAGGAUAAAUUGAAAUGUAGAGAGGAAUUAGAAGAAAAUGGAAUGAUAGUGCCAUGGUGCUCUCAGGUGGAGGUUUUGUCACACCCCUUAUUGGGAUGCUUUGUGACACAUUGUGGGUGGAAUUCAACUUUGGAGAGUUUGGUUUCUGGGGUGCUAGUGGUGGCGUUCCCCCAAUGGACGGAUCAAGGGACAAACGCAAAGCUGAUCCAGGACGUAUGGAAGAUGGGAGUGCGGGUGACUGCAAAUGAGAAUGGGAAUGUUUUGGAUAUGAUAGGAGGCACAUUUGUUUGAACAUAAUAAUUGAUCGGGCUUGUAACUAUCUCACGUGUAGCUUUGAAUUGUCGGUUGUCAUAAU